CCAAUCGGAGGGCUGGAGAGCGCGAGAAGGGCAGGCGGGCCGUGCACACCUCUUCCGCCCUGGGCCCGGAAGGGUGAUGUGGCUGGGCCAGCGCUGGCCUCACUAUGUCUGCCAUUUUCAAUUUUCAGAGUCUGUUGACUGUAAUCUUGCUGCUUAUAUGUACCUGUGCUUAUAUCCGAUCCCUGGCACCCAGCAUCCUGGACAAAAAUAAAACUGGACUGUUGGGAAUAUUUUGGAAGUGUGCCAGAAUCGGUGAGCGAAAGAGUCCUUACGUCGCAGUGUGCUGUAUAGUGAUGGCCUUCAGCAUCCUCUUCAUACAGUAGCUUGGGGAAAUGCCAGAGUUCAAUCUCCAGAGGAUCUCAGCAUGAACAAGGACUUACUUGCAGAAAAUAAUGGAAACCAUGGUUAACCCUUUUAUCUCUGAACACUGAGUGAGAUAAAUAUCCAGACGCUGUUCUCUAUUUUUGUUACUGGACCAAUGUUCUAUAUAAAUAAUUAAGAUGUAAGCAUUUACUAUGGAAAGAGUUUGGUAGUCUCUAGCAGUUCACCUUGGUACUGUCACUACAAUAUCGCAUUCUGCGCAUGGUACCGUGUCAUGUCAGAUACCAAUUUCAGUAAGGUAUCUUUAAGCAACAAAAGCAGUAAAUUACUCAAGUUCCUUUCAUUGUGAUUUCGAAUCUUACUCUUUUUAGAAUGAGUCUGUUUUUCGACUAGCCUUUUUAUUAAGAAGACGUGGUUUCGUUUUGUCUUGUUACGUAUUCGUAUUGAGCAGUGCUCUUCCUCUGGCCACACCAUUUUCAUCAUUAACCGGAGUACCUCUACUUUUAGCAAACUCUGUAACUCAGUACAGGCGAUUGUAAUAGUUACGCCAUUCUUAAAGGAGGAAGAUAAGUGAGAUGUGACUUAAAAAUAGUACAGGGAAAUGUUUGUUUAAGAGAAGAGAGUUCGGACUAGCCAGCUGACAUCAUAGCCUCUAACGCCUCCGGCCAAGUGUGGACCCACUUGUCAGUGUGCAGCUGAGUGGCUAGCUGCGUUCUCUGAAAAACACAGCAUUUUCAGAAUGAAAGCAAAAAGGAACAAUUACAGAACAAGAAUCCUGUA
Messenger RNA from Chinchilla lanigera (long-tailed chinchilla), 1101 nucleotides. RefSeq names its product transmembrane protein 167A (gene Tmem167a). The transcript has 4 exons. Gene Ontology annotation, biological process: protein secretion; intracellular transport. The record is from RefSeq and is a predicted model, not a curated record. The coding region runs from base 105 to 323 and encodes 72 amino acids. Lineage: Eukaryota; Metazoa; Chordata; Mammalia; Rodentia; Chinchillidae.